Messenger RNA from Aphanomyces invadans, 1557 nucleotides. RefSeq lists its product as hypothetical. The record is from RefSeq and is a predicted model, not a curated record. Bases 13 to 1002 code for a protein of 329 amino acids. Lineage: Eukaryota; Oomycota; Saprolegniomycetes; Saprolegniales; Verrucalvaceae. Gene Ontology annotation, molecular function: endopeptidase inhibitor activity; proteasome binding. Gene Ontology annotation, biological process: proteasome-mediated ubiquitin-dependent protein catabolic process. The transcript is spliced from 7 exons.
AAAAGCUGCAAGAUGGAAGAUGCGCAUGAGCACCUGGCCCGCGCUCGUCGAGAGCGCGACCAGCUCCAGGUCCAAAUCGACAAAUUGCCUGAUGGUAUCGUCAAGACGCACAUGUUGGGGGCACUGGCAGCCUUGGACGCUGAGCUCUCGUCCGUUGCCCCGAGCGCGAGCAACGAUGAAGACGCACUGGUUUUCCGCAUGAAGAACCAUGCGGUGAUGGUCAAACAACCUCAGGAUGCCUUGGUGGCGAUGGUGCACUUCAUGAUGCAAGAAUCGGGUUUUGUCCAUACCGCCAACACGGGAAACGACACGUCGCUGUUUCUUCCCCCGCAUUGGGACAAGAAUUCCGACCAAGGUAUCUUUGUGUUUGAGUACACCCACCCGAACAGCGCAGCGACAAAGUAUACGCUUAAGGCCCUCUAUGUCGGCCGUCGCACCUUGGCUAUUCAUAUCGCAGCAAACGACGACGUGGUGCAUUCUCUCGAACUCGACGCAUCCAUGUACGUUCGAGACACAACGUCCUCGCUGGCAGGAGAUGCUGUGCAGCAAUCGGGGCAAUUGCGACGACUCUGGUCCACGUUUAGCUCUGCCUUUCGGCCGUCAGCGCCUUCUGGCGACGCAGGCACACAUGUUCCGAGUGGUCCACACCCCGGCUCCCUUCGGCUGGAUCGUCCUGCGCCUGCCCCACCACUCUACCCCAACGUUGGUGGUGGCGAUGCGUUUCCUGAGUUUUUGGGCCCACCGCCGCAUCCCAACCUUGGCCGCCGUGAUCCUGGCAUGCAAGUUGGCCCGGACCAUCCCUUGUUUAGUGGACGGUUAGGAGGCAGUCCAUUUGGACCGGUGCCAGGGGCCCGAUUCGACCCCUACGGCCCAGUGGGGCCUUCCAACUUGUUCCGCCCUCAGCCUGGCCGCGAACCCCGUGGCCCCCCAUUGUUUGGAGGACCAGACAACGACCACCUUCCGAUGCCUGGCUUUCCACGCCACGAUGACAUGUUUUCGUAACGCAGCUCCGUCGGUUGAUUCAUUGCCAAGACGUGCGUUGGAGAAGAGAGUCGUUCGUUAAGAUUGCAUGGGGCGUUUGAUCAACUCCCUGCUCUAGUGUGUUCAUUUCGAUGCUACGGUCCAUGCAUCGUGGCGCGGGCAUGGCCGGGUUUUCUUGAAAACUCGAUUUUUUUUUGUUGGUGCCGGGCGAGUGUCACAAGCUUCCAGUUGGAUUUUUCUCCGACACGACGCUGCUGACUGCGGGAUGGAGACCAUCUCGUGGCAGCCGGGGACACCGAUGGCUUUGCCAAACCCGUCGCCGUGCUCUCGACAAAGGAAGACGCAGGCAAGGGUUGAAGGCAUCAUCGCUCGGCUUGCCAAACAAGCAGCUACUUUGAAGUUCGUCUCAUGUCUUUGUGCCGUCCUGGCUGCUCAAACGGUUGGAAGAAUUGCUUUGCCGACGGGGGUUUGGAAGCGAGGUGGACGACGACGCAGUUGAUUUGCGAGUCGUUUUUGCAAGCGGCCCAACGAAACACAUGUAGCGCAAACACUACAACUCGAUGGCUUAACGAGUCA